AUGACUGUUGACAAAGUAUCAGUAACUAAGAAGGUAAACAGUGUUGCAAUCAUCGGUGCUGGUGCUUCAGGUGCAGUCGCGGUUGAUGUAUUGAAAAAGGAAGAAGCUUUUGAAAAAAUUAAAGUAUUUGAAAGAAAAAACUCAUUUGGUGGAGUUUGGCAUUUAGAUGAAACCCCUGAUUUUAUCAAAGUUGCCUCUGGUUCUAAUGAAACUGAAAAUGAUCCACAGCUGGAAAUUCCAGAAAAUUUAAAAGAUAAUGGUGAAAAACUUAGUGUUUCAAGAAGUAAUAAGGCAAGAUUUAUCAAUACACCAGCUUAUGAAAAUAUUAAAACUAAUGUACCUGAACAUUUCAUGACAUUUUCAGACAAUCCAAACUGGCCAGAUGAUAAAAAACCUGUUGAUGAGCCUUUUACUACAAGACGUUAUGUGGCUCAAUAUAUACAUGAUUAUAUUCAACCAAAUAUUGAACAUGUCACAUUGAGAACAACUCUAGAGAGAAUUGAUAAAGAUUAUUCUAAUCUUCAAAAUCCAUUUAUCUUAACACUAAGACAAGAAACUGAUGUUAAGGAUGCAGAGGGUAAAUUUGUUGACCUCUGGUGGAAAGAAUCAUUCGAUGCGGUUAUUCUAGCAACAGGUCAUUAUCAUGUUCCUCAUAUUCCUUUUGUUGAAGGUCUUAAUGAUGUUUUAGAAAAGUUUCCUGAAAGAAUUGAAUAUGCUAAACAGUUUAGAGAUCCAGAAAGAUACACAGGAAAGAGAACUUUGGUGGUUGGUGCCUCGGCUUCAGCGUUGGAUAUUGCCUUUUUAUUAUCGAAAUUUUCCAAUGAGGUUUACCGUUCAGAAAGAGACCAUGAGGAAAACUCAGCCGUUAGAAAAAUCAAUAUUGAUUUGAAAACCACCAUUAAGCCUAUCAUUACAAAAUAUGAAAUUACUGAAAAUGGCUUUAACGUUGUUUUUUCUGAUGGUACUAUUUUAGAAAAUCCUGAUUUUGUCAUUUAUGGUACUGGUUAUGAUUAUUCUUAUCCAUUUUUAAGACAUUUAUGGCCAAACUUUAGUGAAAAGGGUGUUAGAUUACCAGAAAAUUUCCAACAUACAUUUCAUAUUCCAGAUCCUUUAAUUUCAACCCUGGGUGUUCCUGUUGGUGCUUUAAGUUUUAGAGCGUUUGAAUAUCAAUCGAUACUUGUUUCACGAUUCUUAUCUGGGAAAAUUGAUUUACCAUCAAAAGAACAACAAUAUCAAUGGGUUAAAGAUAGAGAGAAAAAUAUUGGUAUCAAUAGAAGAUUCCAUGCUAUUGGAUCUGAAAACGUUGUGAAAUAUUUGCAAGAUCUUACAGAUUUGGGUGGUGGUGUUGAAGCAAUAGGCGAACACGGAAGAAAAUUUCCUGUAGUAACACAAGAACAAGUUCUUCAAUGGAGAGAUAAGAAAGAGGCUAUUGUUGCGAAAUGGCAAAAUCAAGCAGAUGUGGGAUUAUCGUGGGGUUAA
Hansenula ciferrii is the source of this 1479-nucleotide messenger RNA. RefSeq lists its product as uncharacterized. Lineage: Eukaryota; Fungi; Ascomycota; Saccharomycetes; Phaffomycetales; Wickerhamomycetaceae. Gene Ontology annotation, molecular function: flavin adenine dinucleotide binding; NADP binding. The record is from RefSeq and is a predicted model, not a curated record. Bases 1 to 1479 code for a protein of 492 amino acids. The transcript has a single exon.